This is a messenger RNA of Myzus persicae (green peach aphid), 2035 nucleotides long. Its product is annotated as oxysterol-binding protein-related protein 11. Bases 240 to 932 code for a protein of 230 amino acids. The record is from RefSeq and is a predicted model, not a curated record. The transcript has 5 exons. NCBI's taxonomy places the organism in Eukaryota, Metazoa, Arthropoda, Insecta, Hemiptera, Aphididae.
AACCGAAUUUUUCGUCAACCGAACGCACGUCUUGUACGUCGUAAGACCCCUCGCUGUAGGUCACUAGAAAAGUAGAAAGUAAAAAUCACAGACCAAAAGGACGGACGUAAGUACGAUACGUUAUAGUUGUCUAUAAGUUCACAUUCUCACAUUCCCCGCAAUUAAAAUCGGCCAGUCCUCGUUCAUUAUAUUGCCCGAUCGUACACGGCGAGUGUAUAAGGUAACGGCUAUCGUACGUCAUGGACACUGGCGGCAUCGAGUUUUUGUCACAAAUUCAAGAAGGACAACUAUACAAGUACACAAACGUGGUCAAAGGCUGGCAACACAGGUGGUUUAUAGUGGACCCAAGAGAAGGAACUCUAAGCUAUUUUUUGAGUGAAAAUGAUACAAAGCAACAACCACGAGGAUUUAUUUUUUUGGAAUCUGCUGUCGUAUCUCCAAGUGAUGAGGAUUCAAAUACAUUUUCUGUGAACUCUUGGAAUGGUGAAUGUUAUAAGCUAAGAGCUGUUGAUGCACGAGCUAGACAAGACUGGGUGAAUCGUUUGAGAGCUGCUGCAGAGUAUCAUUCCCAAAAAAAUGUACAAAAAUUUUCAAGAACAAAUUAUGUGUAUGAUUUUUGCCCAAGUGGUGUUAAAAGAUCAUUGGCCAAUGCACGACAAUAUUUAUCUCAGGCUGAAAACAAUUUUAUUGACAUGGCUCGUAUCAUAGAGAAGUUACCAUCUCAAGGUCCACGUUUAAGGAAUACUGAUCCAGACUUGUUAAUAAUAAAAGCAACAUCACAGUCAAUGAUGUGCGCAUUAGAAAACUGUUAUAAGAUUCUACAACAUUCGAGCAUAGAACAACCAAUCAUUCGAACUUAUUCAUUUUUGAAUUCAAAACAGUCUUCCUCAACUACACAUUCAAAAAGAAAAGCACAUACAACAAGUACUUAACUAAUAAGUAAUAAAUUAACAUCAUGUUUCUCUCUUAACUUUAUACCGUGAUUUAUGUAUAUUCCAUUGAUUAUAUUUAUAAUAGUUAUUUGUAUUGAAUUUUUAAAAAUGUAUUGUUGUUUAUGGAUAUUUUUUUUAUUUUUAUGUACCUAAAUUGUAUUAUUGUUUUCAAUUUUAAUCGUUCACAAAUUUGUCGUAAGUUUUUUUAAUUCUAGAGACAGGGGGUAUAAUAGUCUAUAAUCUAUUAUAUUUAAGAACGAACCACUCCACUGACUAAAAUAAUGACUGUCGGCCUAUCACAGAACACAUAACCAUCAGGUUCAUUCUUAAAUAGAAUAGAGUAUAGUUACUGAAAUCUCAAUAAAAUGAAUCAAAACUAGAAGGCCUAUGGUUUAAAUAAAUAUAACUAUAUGUUGAUAAUAUAUUAUUAAGAAUUAUUAAGCUGGACUUGACCGAGCGGUUCAUUUUGUACAUUACAUUCCAGUUUUUCAUACUAAAAAUGUAUAUUAUGUAGACUAUUUUACUGUAUGAUCCUAAGCUAUAAUGUUUUUAUACUUUCAGUGGAACUAUUACUUUUAGUGUUUGUCAUUAUAUUAUUUAGUUAAAUCAUCCAUUUAUUUAUAUUAUCAUUUAAUCCCUCCAUAGAAGUUACUUAUUGAUUUAAUAAUGAUGUUUUUUUUUUUUUUUUUGUGUGAAACUAAGGGUUUUUUGAGAAUUUAUCAACUAUUUAUAUAUCACAUAAUUUUAUUGAUAACAAAUUUAGGAUUAGUAUAACAAUUUUUAUCAUUUUUAUGGGAACACUGAAAUCACAAUGUAUUAAUUAUUAAAUAGUAAGAACUGAAAUAUUCUGAUCACAAAUAUUGGUUAAUAUAAAUAAAAAAAUAAAAAUGUAUCAUAUGAUUAAUGUAUAAAUCAGUUGUUAUACCGUAGUGUAAAUUUUGAUGUUAAGAAAAUAUGGCCUGAAGUGAAGUCACUAAAUUUGCAAAGGUUUUUCAAACAAAAACAGAUGAAUAUUUACAAUGCAAUGAACAUGAUAAUUAAAAUUUUGAUUUCUGCUUUAAGUCUUUAACCUGGCACUGUGGAGACUUUGCGUGUAUGUACUA